This is a messenger RNA of Erythranthe guttata (spotted monkey flower), 2070 nucleotides long. RefSeq names its product nucleoporin protein Ndc1-Nup protein. The record is from RefSeq and is a predicted model, not a curated record. Gene Ontology annotation, molecular function: protein-macromolecule adaptor activity. Gene Ontology annotation, cellular component: nuclear pore transmembrane ring. Gene Ontology annotation, biological process: nuclear pore organization. NCBI's taxonomy places the organism in Eukaryota, Viridiplantae, Streptophyta, Magnoliopsida, Lamiales, Phrymaceae.
GCCCUUGAAGUUGAACAGAGUCAUACUUCUUCAAUUUACAAUCCGCCCCCUUUUUCCCGCCCCCUUUCCGACCGCCGUGCACACUGCACACACUUCUCCCAAAUGUCAAUCUCCGCCGCCCUAGACCGGGCUCUGUUCAAGGACAAAGACGGCGGCGGCGGCGGCCGCACCACCAUCGUCACGGAGCGAUUCAAAAGCUUCUUAAUCUGGCAGGUUCUGCAAUCAACCUUCCUACUCUUCAUUUUCAAAACCCUCUUCUUUUCCCCCUUCACCACAAACCCUUUCACUCCCAUUUUCUUCUCCUUCAUCUCUCUCCUUCUAUUCCACCUCUCUCUAACCACCUUCGCAGCUCUCCUCUUCUUCGUCUCUUCCCCUCACGCGCUGCCGUACGCUUCCCCUCUCGAGAUAUCACUCUCCUUCGUCCGCUUGAUUUUUGUGUCUGGUGGCGAGCAGAGUUUGUUGAGGAAGAGGGUUGGGGUUUCGUUUUGCUUCGUGGUGUUCGUAGCCCUCUGCGCUGCCUCCGGGGCGGUGGCGGUGGUUUGUGCGUGCUGGGCGUGUGAUGUUUAUUCUAGUAUCGAUUCGACUUCGAAUUGGGUUGCUGUUUUGGGGAAUUUGGGAUUUAGGGGUUUUCUGAUCGGCAUGUUCUAUGGGUUGCAUUAUGUUUAUCACCACCGCUGGGUCUUGCGUUUUCCUAUUGUUCAGCGUCCUCCUUUCUUCAGCUUGAAGAUGGGGCUUCCUUCAUCUAUCGGACAGGCUUUAAGGUUCUCUGCUGUCGGCUAUGUAUUAUCAGGGGUACUUGCUUUUUUCCUGCCUACUGAGUACAGAAAUCGGGGUUCGGUGGGAUUGCUCAUAGCUGAGCAGAUCAUUUUCUACAUCGGCAGUUUUUUCGUAAUUCUUUGUUGGGAACUCAGUCAUCAUUUACACCAGGUACUGCAUACCAAGAGGGUUGUAUUUGCGCCUCUAAAAGGAUCAGCAGCUGCAGAAACAAACCCGAGCGAGUCUCUUUUAGCUACACUAGAGGAAAGCACACCAAAGUCACUUUUGCAGUACCUUGCUUACCUCGAUCUCUGUAUGGUAUGUGAGAACAAUGUCGAUACAUGGCGAAGAGCUGCGUUCUUUGAAGAGACGGGCGAUACGUAUACAAGAGUUGUAGAUGCAUGCAUGCAGCCUCUGAAAGAGUUCAUUCAACAACUGGCUGAUGGUUUGGAGAGCUCUUCAGCUGAAAAGUCAAUGGUGCAAUUAUCUGAUCAGUUGAGCUCGCCCGCUGAGCGGCUUGCGGUUUCGAAACUCUCUGAAUCGUUUUUCGACUCCCAGCUCUGUGCAUGGUCUGCCCGAAUCAUUGCUUCACUGACCGCACGGUCACACAAGGAAGACAAAUUUGGCGUCGCCCAACUCUCGGGCAGCAAUGCAACUGUAAUCUCGACAUUGCUGUCUACUUUGUUAGCUGUCGAAACUCUCAUGGGGAAAAAGACAAACAUUCAGUCCUCGAAUUUCAUGGGCCCUGCUGGAAUCAAGUGGGCCACGGUGAACACUGGGAGAAGAGAGUCCACAGCUAGUGCCAUGGGCAAAAUAAGAGGGAGCCCUCUUUAUGCGAAAGCGUUUUCAUUGGCUGAUAUACUUAGAACUUCGAUUUACUCGAUUGUCUCUGCUUUUCACGGUGAGAUGAUGAACAGUGAGAAAGCGGGACUUCUUGAGAAAGAUUGGAUCGUUAGCGGUAAACCUCUUUAUGGAACUAACGAGCUUCUUCUGCACAAAUUGAGACUUUUCUUGGAUUUCCAGGCGAGUUAGCUUCUUCUCUAUUGGUUGUGCCUCGACGAUAUUUUUUUUUUUUUUUUUAACUUGAGACAUAUUUUUGCCUUGGAAGUACUAAACGCUAGGAGAAUUUGUAUCAAAAAGACAAACCUUGGUAGUUUUUUUUUUUCUUUUUUUUUUGUGCGAAUAUAUUGUACCGUUGUGUAAGAUUUCUAGAAGAAUCGGGAAAAAAAUGGUUCGUCACUUUGAGAUUGGAAGAUUUAUGUGUUCGAGUUGAAGUAAUUAUUUUCUUAUGCAGACUUGGAGUUGGUUCUUUAA